GCCCAGCCUGACUCCUCCCACACACAUGAGCGGUCACAUGGCCAUGACAUCAUCACAGGUCCUUCAGCCUCCAGGAUGUAACAUCUUGCUCCUGGUUAUUGUGGGACUUGUAGUUCUUUAUACACCUGUACACAAUGCACACAGGGGCUUUAUAGAGGGGACAGGACGCCCCCCGAAUAUAUCCUGAAGAGAAGGAAAACUCCAGCGCCGUAUAUAUAGGAUCUAUAGAGGAAUGUCACCGACCACCGAGAGGAUCCUAGAGCUCAGCCUGGAGAUCAUCUACCUGCUGACCGGAGAGGAUUACACAGUAGUGAAGAAGACAUCUGGAGAGUGUGUGGCCCCCAGCAGGUCAGGAGGAUGGAGCAGGGCCCGGGGCCCCAUCACGGAGCCUCCACCUCCCUCACUGAUACCUGAGAGGAACAAUGAGCAGAAGAUCCUAGAACUCACCCACAAGAUGAUGGAGCUGCUGACUGGAGAGGUUCCUAUAAGGUGUCAGGAUGUCACUGUCUAUUUCUCCAUGGAGGAGUGGGAGUAUAUAGAAGGACACAAGGAUCUGUACCAGGACAUAGUCAUGAUGGAGGACCACCGGCCCCGAACAUCACCACCGGAUGGAUCCAGGAAGAGGAAACCACCAGAGAGAUGUCCUGCUCCUCUGGAUUCCCAGAACUGUCCGAGAGGAGAUGACAAUGUCCUACAGGAUGAUCAGGAUGAAAAUCUCCCAGACCUGAAAAUCAAAGUUGUUCAGGAAGAAGAAGAAAUGGAUGUGAGGAGGGAUCGGGCGUGUAAGGAAGAGGACAUUCCUACUGAUAUUAGUCCAAAUGGCCACGGCAAAGGCUUUGGAGGAGACCGGAACAAUGCGUCACAUGAUUAUCCAAGAGAAAAUCAGAGUCUCUGUUCAGGAUGUGGGAAAUGGUUUACGCACAAAUUAGAUCAAAAAGCUCACAUGGAAGAGAUCCAGCUUCAAUGUUCAGAAUGUAGGAAAUGUUCUACCAAGAAGUCAGUAUCUACUGAACUUCAGAAAAUUCAUAUAGUAGAGAAGCCAUUUUCAUGUUCAGUGUGUGGGAAAUGUUUUACCAAGAAAUCAAAUCUAGUACAACAUCAGAAGAUCCACAUGGGGGAGAAGCCAUUUUCAUGUUCUCAAUGUGGGAAACGUUUCACCAAGAAUUCAAAUCUAAAUCAACAUAAGAAAAUUCACAAAGGGGAAAAGCCACAUUCAUGUUCCGAAUGUGGGAAAUGUUUCACUAGCAAAUCAACUCUAGUGCUCCAUCAGAAAAUCCACACAGGAGAGAAGCUGUUUUCAUGUUCCGAAUGUGGGAGAAGUUUUAUCCAGAAAUCAAAGCUAAUACUACAUCAAAAAAUUCACACAGGAGAGAAGCCAUUUUCCUGUUCUGAAUGUGGGAAACGUUUCAUUAAAAAAAACAGUCUGGUUGAGCAUCAUAAGAUUCACACAGGGGUGAAGCCAUUUUCAUGUCAGGAAUGUGGAAAAUCUUUUACACAAAAACCUUACCUUGUCAAACAUUAUAGAAUUCACACGGGGGAGAAGCCGUUUUCAUGUUUGGAAUGUGGGAAACGUUUCACUCAGAAAUCAGAUCUUACAGUUCAUCAGAGAAUCCACACAGGGGAGAGACCGUAUUCAUGUUCAGAGUGUGGAAAAUGUUUUAGCAUUAAAGUACGUCUUGUUGCACAUCAGAGAAUUCACAGAGGCGAGAGGCCUUUUUCAUGUAAAGAAUGUGAGAAAUCUUACGCCUAUCAAUCGUUUUUUUGUGAACAUCAGAAACUUCAUGCAGGAAAGAAGCUAUUUUUAUAUCAGUUCUGGUCAGAGAUCCUGUCAGGAGAUGAAGGUUGUUCCCGAUGUCUUACAUCUGAUUACACAGUAGUGAAGAAGACAUCUGGAGAGUGUGUGGCCCCCAGCAGGUCAGGAGGAUGGAGCAGGGCCCGGGGCCCCAUCACGGAGCCUCCACCUCCCUCACUGAUACCUGAGAGGAACAAUGAGCAGAAGAUCCUAGAACUCACCCACAAGAUGAUGGAGCUGCUGACUGGAGAGGUUCCUAUAAGGUGUCAGGAUGUCACUGUCUAUUUCUCCAUGGAGGAGUGGGAGUAUAUAGAAGGACACAAGGAUCUGUACCAGGACAUAGUCAUGAUGGAGGACCACCGGCCCCGAACAUCACCACCGGAUGGAUCCAAGAAGAGGAAUCCACCAGAGAGAUGUCCUGCUCCUCUGGAUUCCAAGGACUGUCCGGGAGGAGAGGACAAUGUCCUACAGGAUGAUCAGGAUGAAAAUCUCUUAGACCUUAAAAUUGAAGUUGUUGAAGAAGAAGAAGAAGAAGAAAUGGAUGUGAGGAGGGAUCAGGCGUGUAAGGAAGAGGACAUUCCUACUGAUAUUAGUCCAGAUGGUCACAGCAAAGACUUAGGACAAAGAUUCAUUUCAUAUAUAAACUCAGAAGGAAAAAGUUUUAAAAAGAAAUCCCAUGUAUUGCAACAUAAGAAACAUCACACAAAGGAGAAGCUGUUUUCAUGUUCUGAAUGUGGGAAAUGUUUCACCAAGAAUUCAAAUCUAAUUCAGCAUGAGAAAACUCACAAAGGAGAGAAGCCAUUUUCAUGUUUGGAAUGUGGAAAAUGUUUCACCAACAAAUCAAUUCUAGCACAACAUCAGAAAAUUCAUACAGGGGAGAAGCCUUUUUCGUGUUCUGAAUGUGGGAAAUGUUUUUUCCAGAAAGCAAAGCUAGUAGAGCAUCAGAAAAUCCACACUGGAGAGAAGCCAUUUUCAUGUUCGGAAUGUGGAAAAUGUUUCAUUAAGAAAAGUGGUCUUGCAGAGCAUCAUAAGAUUCACACAGGGGUGAAGCCAUUUUCAUGUCUUGAAUGUGGAAAAUCUUUUACCCAAAAACCUUACCUUGUCAAACAUUAUAGAAUUCACACGGGGGAGAAGCCGUUUCCAUGUUUGGAAUGUGGGAAACGUUUCACUCAGAAAUCAGAUCUUAAUGUUCAUCAGAGAAUCCACACAGGAGAGAGACCGUUUUUAUGUUUGGAAUGUGGAAAAUGUUUUACCAUGAAAUCUGCUCUUAUUACACAUCAGAGAAUUCACACAGGAGAGAAGCCGUUUUCAUGUGCAGAAUGUGGGAAAUCAUUUGCCUAUCAAUCAGGACUUAUUAUACAUCAAAAACUUCACACAGGGGAGAAGUCGUUUUUGUUUUAAGUUGUGAGAGAAGACGCUGAUAAGCACCAAAUGUGAGAAGCUUCACCCCAAAAGAUUGUUGGAACCUUUUGUGUUCCUGUUAUUUAGCAUAGAGCCGAUUUGGGGGGAAGGGGCGGAGAUUGUUCUGUCUUAAAUAAUAGGAGUUGUCUCUCCAGUUCUUGAAUUCUUCAUUUAGGGUACAAUUAAAGGAGCACUCUGUUUGUUUGGGGGUUUGUUUUGGUCUAUAUAAUGCACAUUCACCAUCACUAGUCCUACAGCGCCAUCUGUUUAAUUCUAGCACAGCUGCAUACAUGUGUUUCAUUACUGUAACUGGGUCAUGUUAUCAUCACUAUGACACAGAAAAUCAGUGCUUAAAGGGGUACUGUGCUGCCCAAGCGUUCGGAACAUUUUGUUCUGAACGCUUGGAUCGGGCGGCGGGAGUCGUGCCGUCAUGCCCCCUCCCAUAGACCUGGACGUGCAUUGAGGGGGCGUGCCAUGACAU
Molecule: messenger RNA, 3674 nt
Organism: Hyla sarda
Lineage: Eukaryota; Metazoa; Chordata; Amphibia; Anura; Hylidae
Product: zinc finger protein 420-like
Exons: 12
Coding region: 233-3193 (986 amino acids)
Biological process (GO): negative regulation of transcription by RNA polymerase II
Molecular function (GO): DNA-binding transcription repressor activity, RNA polymerase II-specific
Source: RefSeq, a predicted model, not a curated record